AUGAUGGCGGCGCCCAUAGUGCGGCACGGGUUUCUCUUGGCCCGGAAUGUGGCUCUGUCUCAGUUCUCCCUGGCAGGUAAAAGAUGCCUGCUCUCUGCAGCUUAUGUGGAUAGCCAGAAAUGGGAAGCAAGAGAAAAAGAGCAGUGUAAUCUGGCUGACCUGGCCUCCUUAAUGGAUAGAACAUAUGAGAGAAAGCUGCCUGUCAGUUCUUUAACCAUUUCUCGGUUCGUGGACAACAUUUCAUCCCGAGAAGAGGUAGACCAUGCUGAAUAUUACCUUUACAAGUUUCGUCACAGUCCCAAUUGCUGGUACCUGAGAGACUGGACCAUGCAUAGCUGGAUUAGACAGUGCCUCAAAUAUGGUGCCCAAGACAAAGCCUUGUAUACUCUCGUCAAUAAGGUACAAUAUGGAAUUUUCCCAGAUAACUUUACAUUCAACUUACUCAUGGAUUAUUUUAUAAAGAAAGAAAAUUAUGAAGGUGCUUUAACAGUGGUUUUCCAGAUCAUGCUGCAGGAAGACUUUGACACAACCUCCACUCAGCUACUUUCACUCUAUGUUUUGUACCACUGCCUGGCGAAGAAGUCAGAAUUCACUUGGGAAGAAGAGAAAAAUUUUGGAGCAUCCUUAUUACUACUGGGCCUAAAACAGGAGAACCCUGUGUACUUGAGUUCACAGUUGUAUGGCUAUGCACUGCUGGGGAAAGUGGAAUUGCACCAAGGGCUGCGAGCUGUGUUCCGGGAUAUGCCCUUGAUGUGGACCCCAGGCUAUCUGGACAGAGCUCUUAAAGUCAUGGAGGGUGUGCUGUCUUCCCCAGGAGACAUGAAAUUGUGUAAAGAAGCGUUGGACACGCUGGAGACAGUGCUGACGUCUCUGCUGGCUUCUCCAUCAGAUGGGCCUCCCUCCGAAGGGGCUCAGACAGCCGAGGUCAGGCCCCAGGAAUCGGAGCCCAGGGAUCAGCUAGAUGCAGAAGAAAGCGAGCAGUCCAAGCUCCCCAAAUAUCUGGAACAGUUUAAGUUGUUACGCUCCAAGCUUGAGGCUCUGGGCAGAGUGGAGUCAGAGGCCCUGUCGACCCUGACGGCCCGAAUGGUACAAGAAGAGCUGCCAGCCUAUGAGACAGAGGACAUCCAGAACUAUGAGCAGAAGCUAAAGCAGUGGGAGCAGGAACAGGCUGAGCUCAUUCAGAGGGAAAAGAUAACCCGGGAAAAGGUCCGACAAGAGCAGGAGGCUCGGAAAGCCUCCAAAGCAUCUGCCUGACCCCCCCUGCUUUCCAUUCCCAGGCACGCUGUUCCUUUCUCCCACAAUAAACUGACAUGCACAGUCAUUAAUACCAGCUCAGGGCAGUGACAUUUACUGCUCCUCCCAUCCUCAUCUUUCCUUAACUUUACAAAUAUUACGCCCAGAGAGAUUGCCCAGGACCAUACAUCUAGAAAGUGUUGGUAGCUAGAUUUGAACCAAGAUUGUCUUUACUUCACCCUCUGGACCGUAUUUGCUGCUCCCCCAGCUGCCUGUAGGCUGUGCUAAGGCACAAACCCUUGCCUUUCUCCCUGAGCAACGUGGCUCCCUCUCCUGCACAGGGGAAGACAUCUUUGUCUUCAUGCAUGGGCAUCGCCACAACAGUUUUCCCUUCAAUAAUCUUUAGAAUGAAAGAAGUUCAAAAAGUAGGGAACAGUUUAUUCAUAAAACCCAACCUUUAUUUGAAGCCAUUUCCAAGGGCUUCAGUUACCAUUCAGUGCUAUUGCUAUAGACACCACUGAGGGAUAGAGGCAGUCCUGGCCUUCUGAGCAUCUUUGAGCAGUUCUAUGUCUGGAGGGAAGGUGGCUGUUCAUCCAAACCCCAGAAUUUCCUAGCGCAGUAGAAGGAGUUUUGGAUUUUAAAUCAAAAUCCAAGUUCUGCCACAAACUGUUUGUGUGAUCUUCUGUAAAUCACCUGAGCUCUUUGGGUCUCAAUUUCCUUCUUUGUGAAUGGGAGGAGUCCUUCCAGCUAUAAUCAAUCAGUCAACCAAUAAACAUUUAAUAAGUGC
Gracilinanus agilis (Agile Gracile Mouse Opossum) is the source of this 2020-nucleotide messenger RNA. RefSeq names its product mitochondrial ribosomal protein S27 (gene MRPS27). NCBI's taxonomy places the organism in Eukaryota, Metazoa, Chordata, Mammalia, Didelphimorphia, Didelphidae. Bases 1 to 1254 code for a protein of 417 amino acids. Gene Ontology annotation, cellular component: mitochondrion. The transcript has 11 exons. The record is from RefSeq and is a predicted model, not a curated record. Gene Ontology annotation, molecular function: protein binding.